Loxodonta africana (African savanna elephant) is the source of this 8023-nucleotide messenger RNA. It is a transcript of the gene TOR1AIP2, whose product is annotated as torsin 1A interacting protein 2. Gene Ontology annotation, cellular component: membrane; endoplasmic reticulum. The transcript is spliced from 8 exons. NCBI's taxonomy places the organism in Eukaryota, Metazoa, Chordata, Mammalia, Proboscidea, Elephantidae. The coding region runs from base 2293 to 4218 and encodes 641 amino acids. The record is from RefSeq and is a predicted model, not a curated record. Gene Ontology annotation, molecular function: ATPase activator activity. Gene Ontology annotation, biological process: membrane organization; endoplasmic reticulum organization.
AGCAUGCCGUGGGCGCCUCCCGGCGGAGGUCGCCGUCACGUGAGCAGGGGACAGGGGACAGGAACGGUAUUUAGCGGCUGCGGCCGUGGGGUGUAGCCCAGUGUUGUGGAGCAGGAAGAACACUCGAAGGCUCCCCGCACAUUUGACAGUCGACGGUUUAAAACACCUGGAAUUUGUAAGUAAACAAAAUGCAUAUUCAACUUUUCUAUGUUUUAAUAUUUGAACGGAUACCUUCUCCUUUCAAACGCUCUUUGAGAAACGAUCCCUCCCCACCCCCACCACCCUACCGCAAAAACAUUAAACGGGGUAGGAUGGGGGUAUAUUUUUGUUUUAUAGUAAAAAAGGAUAAACAGAAUUUUAAAAGUACUAAAUAGGAUAAGGUGAGUGUAUUUUUCUUUUUUUGGAGAGUAAAAUGAGAAGCAGAAUUCUUAUAAGAUUCAAAGAGUAAAUGGGAAAUACGAAUACUAGUGCAGGUAGUGAGUAAUCUCUUUACCUCCUUGAAAAAAGUGACAUGUACCUCACAAGAUCCCAUCGUUCAUCUUAAUCCUUUUAAAAUAGUUAACUUUUUUUUGUUUUUAAAGCCUUUAAAGAAAAAAACCAAAAGAAGCAAACUGGUUGACAUUGAGUUGAUUCUAACUCAUGGCAACCCUGUAUGUGUAGAGUUGUACUCCAUAUGGCUUUCAAGGUUAUGACCUUUCAGAAGUAGAUAACAGGCCUGUCUUCUGAGGCCUCUGGGUGGGUUCAAACCGCUAUGCUUUCUAUUAGUAGUUGACGGCUUACCUCUUUUUACCAUCCAGGGACUCCUUUUAAAGCCUUAAUGGUGCUAAGAAGCACAAAGUUUGAAGUUUUAGGAAGACCCUACAAUUGACUUUUUCCUUAAAACCAAAAAACCAAACGCAUUGCCGGCGAGCCCAUUCUGACCAAUAGCCACCCUAUAGGACAGAGUAGAACUGCCCCAUAGGGUUUCCAAGAAGCAGCUGGUAGUUUUGAACUGCCGACCUGUAGCUCUUCACCGCUGCUCCACCAGGGCUCAUUUACUUACGUACUACAUAUUUAAAAAAAAAAAAAUUGUUAUGGAAUCAAUUCCGACUCAAUAGCGAUCCAGUGGGUUAGACUAGAACUGCCACAUAGCGUUUCCAAGGCUGUAAUCUUUACUGGAGCAGACUGCCACGUCUUUCUCCCUCGGAUCCACUCCCGGAUUCCAACCGCUGACCUUUCAGUUAGCAGCGGAGCACUUAACUACUGUGCCACCAGGGCUCCCAUUUUUUAUAUAUGAACCCUACUUUCUAUUGUAUUUCAUACCCAAUGAAAAAGUUUACACCUUUUUCUUCUUUCAACAAAGCCUGUAGUCCUCCAUACUUUGGCACUAUCCACUUUGUCAGCAGUACUUGUUAGACUUUAUACUGUUACACUCACAUGGAUAUGAGUUCACUCUGAUUGAACAUACUGGCUUUGUUUCACUUUUAUCUAUCCUUAGGUUUAAGAACAGUUAUUUUGGGUCUAUAUGAGAGAUGUUUUCCUUGUCUGUUUUUUAAGAAUUAGAAACAUGGCAAUUAUCCAUAUUUAUCUGUUUUAUUUUAUUUUAUAGCACGUGAUUAGUAUAUAAACGGCCAGUGGAAAAUCAAUUUAAUAGAAAAAGGAACUUCAUGUUAAAGAGAAAAUAAUUAAGAUGAUCAUUGACGUAUCCUGUAUGUCCUUCCUGAUCCCAUCCCUUUCCCUCUCCCAUCAAAGGUGUGUGAAGCAUACCCAGACUCUCCAGCCAACUCACCAUCAGCUACUUCCUGUGACUGGGUCCUGAUUAAGGUCCUCUCAAGAAAAACGUCAUUGGAUCCACGCUCAAGAGGACUCUCUCUACCAGGUUUUCCUGACCUGCCUACAUUGCUAAAGUGCCAGCACCUUGAGAUUUGGGUACGUGUAUUACAACGGCAGGAGUGCCAGCACCAACAAAAGACCCAUUGGACCUGUCAGUUCCUCUGUUUCACCAAGUAGAUAUAUUAACCUUACCGACAAAGCAGAGUAAGCCAAGUGCCUCUGUGUGACACCACCACCAACUGAUAACGUGCAACAAAAACUAAUUCAUACUAGAGCCCUGUCUUUUCUUGAGAAGCUGAGAUUUGAAGGAGAUACUCUGAGAUCUGUGCUGCUAUCACUGUAUACAUGACUUAUUUCCUGGGUCCACUGGAAGCAUGAACCUAUUGGGACCUGGGACAAGAAGGAAGCAAGACAUCUUCACAAGGAACACCAGAUACUAACGAAAAGUGUCCCAAGCUUUGAAGGAGCUAGAACACAAACAUGACCGACAUUGGACUUAGUGAUCCUCAAGAGGAUUCUCAAAAGGAUUUGGAAAAUGUCCCAUCAGUGAGUUCUCAGGCACAGGAGACCACAGUCACAGCAAGGGGCACCAGAGAAGCUCAGACCCCAUACUCUGCCUCUGGUCUUAACCAAAGGGUAGAGGUAAUAGGUCCAGGAAGUGCAGAUACGGGCGAUGAACCAGAAAGUCCAGAUGAAACAACUGGUCAGAAAUAUCCAAAGGAAGAAACAGAACAUGAGAGCAACCGGAGUUCUCAGGAUGGAGAAGAAGGGCAUCACUUCCAUCCAGGAAGUGCGGGUGCAGAAGCCUCGGAUCCAGAUCCUGACUGUUCUCCAAGUGACAGGGGAGCAAGGGUAGAUGCACACUUCAGGAGCCACUCUGCACGCCCCUCUGAGGAACCGAGAGUCAGAACCACAGCUUCCCAGGAGCCACCUGCCCCAGACUUCCAGAAUGCCCAGAGUCCGGGUCAUUUCAUCACGGGGCUGGAGAGUCAGGACACACUGAGGAGGCGGCUGGGGGCACCAGAUUCUCAAGAGGAUUUGGAAAAUGUCCCAUCAGUGAGUUCUCAGGCACAGGAGACCACAGUCACAGCAAGGGGCACCAGAGAAGCUCAGACCCCGAACUCUGUGUCUGGUCUUAACCAAAGGGUAGAGGUAAUAGGUCCAGGAAGUGCAGAUACGGGCGAUGAACCAGAAAGUCCAGAUGAAACAACUGGUCAGAAAUAUCCAAAGGAAGAAACAGUACAUAAGAGCAGCCGGGGUUCUCAGGAUGGAGAAGAAGGGCAUCACUUCCAUCCAGGAAGUGUGAGUGCAGAAGCCUCGGAUCCAGAUCCUGACCGUUCUCCAAGUGACGGGGGAGAAAGGGCAGAUGCACACUUCAGGAGCCACUCUGCAGCCCACCCUGAGGAACUGAGAGUCAGAACCACAGCUUCCCAGGAGCCACCUGCCCCAGACUUCCAGAAUGCCCAGAGUCCGGGUCAUUUCAUCACGGGGCUGGAGAGUCAGGACACACUGAGGAGGCGGCUGGGGGCACCAGAGGCUGGAAGUCAUCUGCAAGAAGCACAAAAAUUGAAAGGCAACAAAGAGAAGGCACAGGACAGCAGAAGAAAGAUACUAAGCUAUUUGGGGCUCCACGGAUACAUCGUUUUUGCCCUCCUGGCCAUAGGUCUGUGUAUUUUUUUGCUACGUCCUAUUACUCGCGACUAUUUUUCUCAAGCCCAGCAAGUGCCCAAAAAUCCAGCUUUGGAGGCCUUCCUGGCUGAGUUCACCCGAUUGAAGGAUAAAUUUCCAGGCCAGAGCCCCUUCCUGUGGCAGAGAGGGCGUAAGUUUCUGCAGAAGCACCUCAAUGUUUCUGACCCCACGGAGCCGGCCACCAUCAUAUUUACAGCAGCUCGAGAGGGAAGAGAGACCCUGAAGUGCCUGAGCUACCACAUUGCAGAUGCCUACACCUCUUCCCGGAAAGUCUCUGCCAUUCAGAUAGAUGGGGCUACAAGAUCCUCACAGGACAGUGACACGGUCAAGCUGUGGGUCGACGUGGAGCUGAGCUCUGGAUUUGAGAACGGCCGGAAGGCUGCUGUGGUGCACCGCUUUGAAUCCCUUCCUGCUGGCUCUACCUUGAUCUUCUACAAGUAUUGUGACCAUGAGAAUGCAGCCUUUAAAGAUGUGGCCCUGGUCCUGACCGUCCUACUAGAGGAAGAAACAUUGGAAGCAAGUGUGGGCCCAAGGGAAACUGAAGAAAAAGUGAGAGAUUUGCUCUGGGCCAGGUUUACCAACUCUAACGCUCCCAACUCCUUCAACCGCAUGGACUCAGACAAAUUGAGUGGGCUGUGGAGCCGUAUUUCACACCUGGUACUGCCUGUCCAGCCAGUGAGGAGCAUAGAAGAGCAGGGGUGCCUUUUAGAAAGCUAAGCACAGAGUUGAUUAUAGAAGGCAUAGAUUUUUGAAAAAGUCAGUUUCAAGUCCUUCCCAUUUAUGUGGACAGUGGUUGAUAAAUGCUAGGAAAUAGCCAGAAAAACACAAGUGAGCUUAUUUUAGAAAAAAAAACUUCAUUUUUUUACUUUUCAUAAGAUUUUUGUAAUCAAAGUGUGUCAAAGCUAAAAAUUGACCUGAUUUUUUCCCUCCCUUUCAGCAUGGCAUACAUAAUUGAGGGUUUUUUUUUUUAAUCCCGAAAUACAGCAACCAAGUAUUUGCACAGGAAGAUAUUCUUGCUUCCCAGAGUAACUACAGAGUGAUUUUUAUUUUCUUGAAUGAGACUGUAACGAACCUUUUUGAUAGUGUUUGGACCGUGAAUAAAGCAAUUACAGUUAUGAAGCAAUGAUAAUAUUUAGAAAAAAAAUUAUCACAUGUUGAAUAUUUUUAAAAAACUCACUUUAAUAACCUCGUUAUGGGAUUACAUUGUAGACUAGCACUUUUGAGUAGUAUGAAAAAAGAAUAUAUGAAUCAAACCAUCUAUUACUUACCUAAAUACUUCCUGUCAGACACUAUGCCUUUAAUCCGUUAAUGAGCUGAAGUAAAAGCAGCUAUACUCAAGAAGUGUUUUUUUAAAUGGGGAAACUGUUUAUGAUCGUUGGAAAUGAGGAAAUUCCAACUGGCUCUAUCUUUACCUCAGCUUUCUUGAGUGAUUCAGACCUGUGAUUUCAGACCACCUGCACCCGCUCCCCUUUGAAUGAGAACAGUUCAGCUUUUGAUUAUUUUAUAUAUUGGGUCCUCCAUAAGAUUUAAUUGUAACAAAGAGUUCCACUGAUAUUGAGGUUUGAAAACCACUGAUUAAGUGCAAAAAGCAUCUUAGAAGAUUAGGAAACAGGUGGAAACAAAUGCAUUUAGACUUAGAGUAGGAACAGUGAGGGUGGAGUAGAUUUGUUAUGUAGAAGCACUGCUUCUGAAAGCACUACAAAUGAACGGCAGAAUGCACAGACUCGUGUUUACUAGCAGGUCUCUGACGCUAUCGUUAAUUUCUCUUAAUCACCGUCUCUGUCUCCCUGAAUGGAAUUUUAUAGUUGUCUAGGAUGAGAGUUUGAGUGCCCUUUAAGCAGAAUGUAUUUUAAUAACCAAUCUAAUACUAGGUCUUCUAUUUUAUAUGGGCACAUUGGCAUAACUUUACAAAACCUUAUUUGCUCUGCAGUGAUGGAACAUUGUAUAAUGCGGCUCAUUUCUUGGCCAGUACUACUACUAGGUUAAGAAUUAAAGAAAUACAAGAGAUGUUAUAUGCACUGAGAGGAAACAGAAUGGUAGGUAGAUUCUCUGAGGUAUUAGUGGCCAAUAUUAAUGGUUGGGCCAUAUUCUGUGAUUGUAAGAAAGAUUGAAAACAGGAUUUAUAGAGACAGCAGUUGAUUUGCAUUUGAGCUCUGAAAGCAGAAGUCUAGCAUAGUGACUGAUCCUCACCUAAUGUUCUAUUCCGUUAUGUAGCAUUUUAAGGAACUUUCCUAGAUCCUGGAAUGUUUCCACUGGGCUUUGGCCUCUUCUGCUUAUCUGAGAGAAUGUGUGUGUAUGUAUAUAUAUGUAUGCUAACCCACCAGCUGCUCCAUGGGAAAAAGAUGUGGCGGUCUGCUUCCUUAAAGGUUACAGCCUAGGAAACUCUAUGGGGCAGCUCUACUCGGAAACAGUUGCUAUCGAGUCGACUCUGACUCCUGUGUAAGUCAGAGUAGAACUGUGCCCCGUAAGGUUUUCAAAUGGCUGACUUUUCAGGAGUAGAUCACCAGACCUAGAGUUGCUAUGAGUCGAAAUCGACUGGACAGCACGCAACAAUAACAAAAAAUAGAUCUAUAUUUAAGAACCCAUGCAAAGUCAUUAAAGUAUGGAAGGGUUUUAGGAAACACUAAGAACGCAGGGAUCUUUAUUGAUACCUAAAAAAGAGAUCACAAAGACGUGGGGGAAGAAUCUUACUGGAAAUACCUGCCACAGGAAGAACACAUAAAUCUAACCAGCGCCUUAAGUUGUGCUCAUUUGAGCAUGAGGGCAUAUCUAAAGGAACAAUUUGCAUUUGGAAUUUUGUAAAGGGAUCUUCAGAUAGAGUUGAGAAAAGCCCUAAACAAAGGUUAAAAGGUAGCAAAUAUAAUAUUAAUGUCAAUUCAAAACAAGAUCGGAGAAAAUGGAAGAAAAAUCUAUAUACCAUAUUCAAAAAUUAUUUUUCCUGUAUUUCUAGAUCAUAGGUACUAGAAUUAUGUCACACAAAACCAGUGGUGCCUUAUAGGACUGAAAAGAUGGCCUACUGACCUGUGCUACCUCAGAUCUACAAAGGAACCAGUGUGAAGGGUACAUAUCUAACCUCUGUCAGCGACUCAGAUUACAGUUGAUAUAAAGGUUCUUGUUUCUUCACUCAGUUGAAUAUAGCUUUCAUUAUUUCCUUUCAAUGUAAUUUAGAAAAAGAAACCCCCAAAAGUCACAACUUUUUUAUGUACCGUUUGUUAAUAACAUUUUUCCUUCCAUGUAUAAGUGCGAUCAACUAGUUGUCCACUGUUUCAAAAAUCAUUUUUAGAAGAAGCAAUAUAUUAGAGCACUCUGGGUCUUCUCAUGAAUAAAAUGAUUACUUUUAAAGCACAAAACAAUAUAUUUUUUAAAUGUACAAAUAAUUAAAAUCUAUUAUCUGGUGUACUUCCUUAGGUUAUUUUCUGUUUGCUUAUUUAUACUUUCUACAUUUUCAAGUUUUCAAAUUUCCUUGUGUAUAUCUUUCAUUACUACAAUAGACAAUUUGCUUACUUGCCUUAGAAAAGUAGUUCGUGGGCAUAUGAUACCCACAUGAUACCUAAACAUUACCUUUUAAUUAUUACGGAACAACUUUCUUUACAUAAUAUAUUAAUAUAAAUCACUUCUUGAAUAAUAUCAGAGUUGUAGAAACAACUGGUAGAAUAAAAAACAGCCUCUAGACUGGAGAUUUUUAUUCCCUAAGGGUAAAUUUUAAGUUUCUCAUUUAUUUUCCAGGGGUUGGCAGAGGUAUUCCAGGGGGUUCAUAUCACUACCAGUAGUAAUGCUAUUUGUUUUUAUUUCUGUUUUUUGAACAAAUAAAUAAUUUGAGAGCCUCCAAACUUAUGCAGGGUGGUUAGGAGGCUCAACAUGCGUAUGAGUCAUUAUUCUCUGUUAAUCACUCAGUUGAACAGCGCUAGCCACUGAGCUGAUCUUGACCUUUUACACAGUUUCACAUUGUUUGAGAUAUAUUUUUAUCUGUUAAAGACAGAAGCAUAAUGAGCAUUGAUGUUGAAAUGUAACAAAUACAACAUAUGAAAGUGAUGCUAAUUCAGCAAGAUGAUCUUCACCAGUACUUUUAAAUUGCAUGUAUCUGACCACAAUUCUUAUGUAGCCUAUAAAGGUCUCUAGCACUUCCAAAACUAAUGGUAAAUAAAAAAUACAAUUAUUAUAUCCAGUUAGGAUUUUCACUGAGUGGGAAUAAAGCCUCUGUCCAUACACACAGUUUAUUUGUGGAGAAGUACUUUCUAAUAGCAACACAGAAUAUUUGCUAUUUGAAAAUAAAACAUAACAAUUGUAAAAAUAAGCCAGUUUAUCUUCGUAAAGCCCUCGCUCAACAUAUCAUUUUAUAAUGUCUUAUAAUUUUAUAAUCAUUCUAUAAUUUAUCUGUUUUUCAAGUUGAACAUAUAGUUAAAUUUCAAUCUUCAUUUCAUGCUUUGUUCACCAAUCUGAGCAUAAUGUAUUUUAAAAUUUGUAUGUUGAAAAGUCACGGUUGGUUUUGCUUUUUUGCAAAAUUAAAAUACCUUGAACACUG